This is a messenger RNA of Spodoptera litura, 2565 nucleotides long. It is a transcript of the gene Kynu, whose product is annotated as kynureninase. Gene Ontology annotation, molecular function: pyridoxal phosphate binding; kynureninase activity. Gene Ontology annotation, biological process: NAD+ biosynthetic process. Gene Ontology annotation, cellular component: cytoplasm. Lineage: Eukaryota; Metazoa; Arthropoda; Insecta; Lepidoptera; Noctuidae. The record is from RefSeq and is a predicted model, not a curated record.
CUUACAAAACAAUAAAAGGUUUCGAGUAUUUAAAUACCUUCUAGUAUUUCCCACAUAGUAUUACACACUGGUAAAUUACGUGGGCUCGACCAUAAAAGUAACUAAUUUCAUUAACAUUUUUCAAUAAAUAGAAGAGUCGUCAAGUAGACGGUUGUGUAUCCAAAUUCGGCAAUCACCUUUAUUCAAGAGAAGAUCAAAGAAGUCAAAACAAGCAAGUAUAAUGAACGUGCCAUACCAAGAUGAUCCUGAUUACCCAAAAUCAUUAGACAACAAUGACCCUAUGGGACAUUUUAGACAACGAUUUUUCCUCAAGAAAGACAGCAUCUAUAUGUGUGGCAAUUCCUUGGGUCUGGCCACAAAGGACGCCGAAGAAUGUGUCUUAGAAGUCAUGGAAAGGUGGAAAGACGAAGGAAUCAAAAUAUGGACAGUCGACGACAACAAAUAUUAUUUAUAUUCCAGAUACUUAGCGAAACUCAUGGCUCCCAUCGUCGGAGCAGAUCCUGAUGAGAUAGCAAUCUUUGGAGGAACUACAAUCAACAUCCAUCAAGGAAUAAGUACGUUUUACAAACCUACAAAGGACAAGUACAAGAUAUUGGUGGACGACAUCAACUUCCCUACAGACCGGUAUGCAGUAGACAGCCAAGUAAUGUUACAGGGUUACGAUCCCAAAGACGCAGUUAAAGUUGUGAAGAGUAAAGGUAAAUUUAUGGACGAAGAUGACAUUGUAAACGCCAUGACAGAAGAUGUGGCGCUUAUAUUCCUGCCUACAGUGUACUACAGAAGCGCUCAGGUACUAGACAUGGUCAAAAUAACUAAGGCAGCUAAAGAAAGGGGUAUUCUUAUUGGAUGGGACCUUUGCCACGGUGUUGGAGCAAUUGAAAUCAAUUUAAAAGAAAUAGAUGCUGAUUUUGCAAUCUGGUGUACUUAUAAAUAUUUGAACGGAGGACCUGGAUCUUCUGCAGCCAUAUACGUCAACAGGAGACAUUUUAAAAGGUUACCAGGUUUAGCUGGAUGGUAUGGUAACAAGAUAGAGACUCAGUUUCUAUUGAGACAGGAAUUUGAUCACCAACAAGAUGCGAAUGGGUGGCAGAUUGGAACGCCUAAUGUUUUAUCGAUGGCGUCUUUAGAGGGGGCUUUGAAGGUGAUCAAUGAAGCAGGAGUGGCGAAUAUGAGGAAGAAGUCUUUGCACAUAACGGGUUACUUGAUGUACCUUAUUGAGAAGAAACUAUCGAAUUAUGGAUUCACUAUUGGGAAUUUGCGGGAAGACAGUAAGAGGGGCGGUCAUGUAUGUUUAGAACAUGAUGAAGGUUACAGAAUCAGUAUUGCAAUGAAGAAGAGAGGUAUUGUUCCCGAUUUUAGAGACCCCAACGUGAUCCGUGUGACACCUACGGCUUUGUACACGAGUUACGAAGAAGUUUAUCGAGUAGUCGAAAUCUUACUAGACAUUGUUAGAACUGAGAGCUACAAAGAGAUUAACAAGAAUAGGAACUAUGUAGUUUAGUAAGUAUAGCUAUGUCAUUUCUCAAUUUUUUUGUACUCGAAAACAAUAUUUGUUUGUGUAAGAUUUCGAUGUAUAUUAUAUGAUUAUAAUUAAGUAGAACAUUUUGUGUGAUAAUACUGUCUGACUUAUCACUUAUCGUGGAGUUUGUAAAGGUAAUGGUAAGGUAAAGGUUGUCUGUGAUGAAAGUAAAGAAUAGAAAUAAAACAAUCAGUAUUUGGUUUUCUUUAUAUUUUAAAUUGAAAAUAGGCUUAUACUAUUUUACUCAAGUUGCAAUGUGAUUAUAUCAACAUGCCAUAAAAUUUAUCCUAUCACAAGUCCAGAAUUAUAUUAGACACAAUUUUUGGAGGUUUUAACAAAAAAAUAUUCACACUUACUAUAAUCACACCACAACGAUCCAUUUAUAAAUAAAAAAAUAAUUAUGUAUAAUAAUUAACAAAAUGUCAAAACGUCAUUCCUUCUCAGUGUUGCCGGCCGAAAUAAAAAAUAUCUAUUUUAUACUAACAACAUCUGCGUGUGACUUUUCGUACUUACAACUUAUCUGGGAUGUACAAUAAUGAACCCUAUUUUAAUUUUAAUAAACCUUAAUAAUAACAGUUUUUUCUAUUAAUCAUUAUCAUUUAUUAUUUACAGUAAUUUACAUCACAAGAGUAUGUUGCAUGGUGGUUGUUAACAAUACAACAUUUUAUGUCCAACAUAAACUAACGUAAGGAACUAACAGUAAGGACCAAAAAGGUCUAAUUUCAGGUUCAAACAAAAAGUUUUCCUUCUUUUUGAAUUUAGGAUAGAAUCGAAAAGAUUUUAAAUAAAUCACGCAGAAAACUUUUAGUUCAAACCAUCACAUUUUUCAUGAAAUGCUAGCUGGAACUUAUCUUACUCAGGAGUCCCAAUUUACUACAGUUAACUUAUCGUUAUAAAUAGUAGUUCCCUAUACAAUUUCACUUGGCCGUUCGAUUCAAAUGCUGAUAUAGGAUACAUUAACAAAACUACAUUUGUAUGUAACACUGAGUUGGCAACUUGCUAAUACAAGUAUAAUAACUACAACAUUCGGACUUAACAAUGGAGGA